Molecule: messenger RNA, 4728 nt
Organism: Schistosoma margrebowiei
Lineage: Eukaryota; Metazoa; Platyhelminthes; Trematoda; Strigeidida; Schistosomatidae
Source: the annotation of a GenBank genome assembly
CUGCUUUGUAAGGUCAUUGGUAUACCGUUUUGUCUGAAUUGUCCGCGCUCUAUUUCACGUAGAUCAUGAGCUAUCACUCGUGAUGGGUCUUGAGGAAAGCAAAAUUGGUCAAACAAACAAAUCUAACUGUAAUACUCCAAAUUUGUGUUUCUUUGCGCCUGUUUCACCUGGAAGAAUAAUUCACCAAUGCACUCUGGAGUUAUGGAAAAAAUCUCACCGGGGUAACGUGAAUUAUAUUUUACUCAUAAGGCACGUUUAGAGCUUUUCAACUUCUCAGACAAGGUGAUGGUGUGUACCUAUCAAUUGCCUCAUGAUUGCACAUCGGCAUUUUGUCUCACUAGGCAAAAUAUUGUGAAUUUUCGAAAAUCGUGUUCUGUUUUCUCACUGAGAAAGCGAAGAGAGUAUACAAAAAUGGCUGAGCAUUUCGAGUAUAAUCACAUACCUGCUCAUUUAUCUUCCAUACAGAAUUUACACUUCAAAUCGGUGUUAGAUAUUCACAGUGGAUUGGCAGUUGUUCAUUUGGCACGAGAUAUGAUAACUCAGUUUGCAUUAGUUGACUUGAGGAUUAAUAAAUUCCUUGGUUCUUUUGGUCGGCAAACGGUUCUCUUUAGUCCUGAAUCAACUAUAGGAAAAAUAUCACCCGAUGGAACUUAUUGUCUAAUUAGACUCCCUUGGUCGAGAAAUAGAAGAGUUUAUAUACUCAAGCUGUACAACUUACGAAAUAGUGAGCUUAUUUCUGAACUUCCAUUAGCUAAUUCUUCGAAUUACGAUGAAUUGCCAUUAAGCAGUUUCCGUCUGCCAUUAGGCCCAUAUCAGGAAAAUAAUAGAGAGUCAAGUAUUCGACCGUCGUACGAUAUUUUAUCAACAUCCAACGAAGUAACUGCAAACUUUAGAGGGAAUUUACAAAACGAGAAUCAACUUCAACUAGGUCCAGCUCGUUCUUCUCAGGUGUUGUUUGCUUUUGAUCCACGAUUUGUAAAUUCACGCAUAGCAAUAACUAACGUGGACUUUCCACAUGGACCAAACUCUCACAAAGUGUCUUCCAACUGGGUCCCAGGAAUACAGGCUACUAUAAGUUUAGUAAAACUUCCAACAUGGGAGUGUUUAACAUCAACUAACAAACUUUGUUCUUGGUCUCCUUCAAAUCGUCACGGUUCACCUUUAAUAAACAAUGCUACGUGUAGAGAACCGACAAGACGAAGACGAUCAUCAGAUGCUAACCAUGUAGGUAGCUUACCCAGUCCAAACUCAUUCAGUCAUGUUUUUCCACAUAUUAUGAGCAUAUUUUAUUCAAGAGAUGGCUAUUUUUUAUUUACAAUCACCACAGAGUCUCGAACCUGUCGGUGUUCUGCCAUUGGUAAUAUUAACCAUUCUGUGAAUUCUUUAUUACCAGAUGUAUCUGGUUACUCAGAUGAUAUUUGCAACCUCUUAAGUUCAGGCCGACCAACAAACAACGGAACUGAAAGUGGUCGAACUCAGCAAAAGACCUUGGUUUCAACACAGUGUAAUGAAUCAAAUACACGUUACAAUUCAAAAAAUAAUAGUACAUCCCCAAUGUUGGCUCCCACACUGCCUGGUUGCACCACUUUAUGGCUUACUAUUUUCAAUUCUGAUACAUUGGAAAGGUUAAGAAUUUUGAGAUUUGAUCGAUCAGUAUGCCCAAUUCACACAUGUCCUACCAAUUACCUACCGGUAAUGAGCCGUUGUGGAUCAAGGAUAGCUUUAAUUACACGACAAGCAGUGGGAUAUUAUAAUAAUACUAGUAGUCAGAACUCCAGUAGUAGUUCACGUGAAUACCUGUUUUCCAGCUGUAAGACGCUUCCUGUAUCUUUAAGGCACUCCGUCCCAUCUAUAAGUGUAGAAGGCUGUUCUAAUUCACAAUGCGUGAAUAACAAAGGUGCUAGUCAAGAAACCAGCAAAGAAAAUUCUACAAAACGCACUGAAUUCAAGAAACAACAACCGUUUAUAUCUCCAACUUGUUUGCUUAUUCAACCACGAAACCUUAAUUUGAGUCAUCACCUAUCUACAUCAUUACCAUCUCCAUUGUCAAAAGUUCACCUGUCUUCCGGAAGUUCACCAUUUCGACAAAUGACUGGUUGUUCAAGUUUAGAGUUAAGUGUUUCUUCCUAUCGUCCGAUGGCUGUUUCCUUUGAAUCUUCUUUUAUUGGAACUCAGUGUAAUUCCUCAGGUAGUUGUACUGCCACAGUAUCCACACGUACCAGUAAUAGUAGUGGUGUUGUUGUUACUUCUGCUGGUACUUCAGUGAUAAAUUCAACGGUACAAAUUGAUGUGCUUCUGGUUUAUCAACUACCUCCGCCACCAAAACUACAGGCAUUAGUAAGACAACGAAUUCGUCAAGUAAGGAAAUACUUCAGAUCUUUCUUGCUAUGUUUAGUUCACUAUAUCCGUUUGAGUUCGAACACAAAUUAACCUGCAUAUUAUAACCAUACUUAGUACCCUGUCAAGUGAAUAUUUAUCAUAUGAAGUGGAUAUACUGGAAAAUGGUUAUUUAGCUUUUAAUCGUUUAUAAGUGAAUAAAUGAACUGAUUAUAAUUCCUAAUGCGAAAUGCUGGUGUAUGACUAAUCUACCUUAACGUCUAGACUAAUGUUUGGGAUUAAAAUAAUUGAAAGUCUUAAUCAUUCUACUUAUCUUGUAAGGGCCUCAUUAACUUUAGUGAACUGAGGUCUCAUGAAAUGUCGGCACGGAUUUCAAAAGGUCAUCAAUAUGAAUCACUGUAAUGUAGACGAGAUAUAUCCAUCCACCAACGAAGGGGUCAGUAUACUGCACAGUUGUCUGUUUUAUGUCAGAAACAUGACCUUUAAAUAUAAAGGGCAUUCAUGAGUUAUUAGUAUUUGAUCAUUAUUGUCUUUGAGUCAUUACUCGCGUAUAUUAGAACCCAGUGAGGAAUGUUGCAGUUAGAUUCAGGGUAUUUGGCAAAGAUACCAAAUCAGUUGGUAAGAAUGUUAAUCUUCAUCGGCUGAGGUGAUUGAGAUAUGUAUGCCAAGUUAGUGCCUACCUUGACUCGGAAUAUUGGAGUAAGAGUAGGGAAGUGAAAGCUAAGGUCAACCAAACCAACACAUUUAGUUAUAUUGUGAAUGAUAUGUUGGUAGGUACGGAAUUGCUCCUUGAGGUCCUCGCAAUAAAUGUAACUAGUGGUUGGAGACGUUGGGUUGAGGUACCGAGAAUCAAAGUAACAUUUGUAAAUAAAUCCUCCAAUUACAUCCCAUUAGGGAUAUCCAACUUCGAAAUCGAUACGUAACAAUUAUGUAUAAGGUAUAGAUAAAUGAUAGUUAAAGUUCCAUGAUAAAUUGAGUGUUUUUUUGUUGUUGAUAUAUUAAAUAUAAAUUUAUGAAGAUAAUGGAUUAGUGCAAAUCUGUCUGUUAUGAUAUCUUUUAUAGUAGUAAUUGUAGAUGAGAAUAAUUGCUAUCUCUUUAUUAAACAUGGAUUCGUAUAUUCAACUUUAAAUUACACUUUUUGCAGCGACCAACAAUACUACUUAAAUGCUGAAAGUGAAUUAGUUGAGCAGAGGUUCAAAAUUACACUGUUUAAUAGAGUUAAAUAGCACUAGGAAUUCGCUUAAACAAAAGGAUCCUUGGCGUCAAUACAUCUGUUUUCAAUUGUUAACAGUUAUGAUUUACUGACAUUAAUUUUACAUUUCACUUUUCAUUUCAAUUUUUUGGUCUAAUAUGUGAUACUAUUCGUAGAGCUUAGCGUUUUUCGAGGCAUCAGUUUUCCAACACAUUGGAAACAAGUUUUAGCCUCGCUUCACAUGCUUCAAUGUGAGCAGUCGGAUAGUUACACUAACUUCGUAUGCACAAAUAUUUAUAUGUUAUGUAAAGGGUGACGAAAAAUGUUCAGCAAUUCCCAAUGAAUUUUCAUCUGAUGAAUUGGUUCAUGAAUAUCGCUUUCCUGUCAGCUUAUUGGACUUUUGUGCAGCCGAGAGUUUCAUUGCUUUUAGUUUCAAUCAUGAUAUAUUGGUGUGCAUGUGAAUGUAGUAUUUCUUUUAUUUUUUAGCUCUGCAAAGAUGAAUACCUUGAACAGUUAGAUCUUCCACGUAGAAUUAUUAGCUAUUUACAAUUUGAACCAUCGUACAAUUGUGCUGGCUCAUGUAUUUCUCGAUCGAACAGUUCUACCAGAACAGUACGAAGUGAUAGUUUUGACCUGUGAUAUAGAUUUAUGCGUAUAUAUUUAUAUUUAUGUAUCUAAUUUAUUUCUUACUAUUUUGUUCAGUAUUUUUAUUUAUAAGUAACAUUUAAUUCCUAAUUGUCAUCUUUAAUUUACUGACAUUUGACAGCCUUUUAUCUUUAUUCUUAAAACUCUCAUUCUAUGUAUAUUGUGAACUAUGUGUUGAUAUUUACAGAUUGAUAAUUUAUAUCCUGCAAUUUAAUAGACGAAAUUGAGUAAAUUCCAGUAUUGAUUUUCGUAAUUUGAUUCAUUCAGUUUCUUGAUAUUCAUAUUUAUCCUUAGCAUUUAUCAAUGAGAAGGUACACGGUUUUUGUAGGAUUGACCUUUUCAUCAGUAGAUGGAUGGUGCUCUGAACUUAUUGAGAAUACAAAAAGAGAGUAAAAAUUGUAUUAUUAUUAAUACGACUUGAAAGAAAGGAUCUUUAGUGUUUUAUACUAAGCUCCACAAAACAAGAAACUCAAGUUUUUCAUAAAGAAUUUGUAAUUUAACAGUUUGACAUAAUAUAAUUAUUGGUUCUUCAUAUAUAUAUAUAUAUAUAUAUA